AUGUUCCCGCUGAAGCUGCAGCUCUCUAUUGACUCGGGGGCUCCUACUAUUCCGAGGGAGACAUGUAUACCAGCCUCCGCCCCGUGGCUCGCAUUGGCGAUUAUUCAUCGAAGCCUAUGGGAACCUCUGGUAAAAUUAACUGGCCAUCUCAUCUACUGGACCACCCCUAUAAAAGCUGCGAGCAACAAUGGCGACAACGACUACCAGAGACAUAUGGUCCUGGAGCAUCUCAGCUUCGAGGCCCGGUCGUCCAGUGUCAACUUUGUGGUUAGCCUAGUCGCCUGUGAAAAGACUACCUGA
Messenger RNA from Penicillium robsamsonii, 300 nucleotides. Its product is annotated as ABC transporter. The coding region runs from base 1 to 300 and encodes 99 amino acids. NCBI's taxonomy places the organism in Eukaryota, Fungi, Ascomycota, Eurotiomycetes, Eurotiales, Aspergillaceae. The record is from RefSeq and is a predicted model, not a curated record. The transcript has 2 exons.